Messenger RNA from Scomber japonicus (chub mackerel), 2572 nucleotides. RefSeq lists its product as uncharacterized. Lineage: Eukaryota; Metazoa; Chordata; Actinopteri; Scombriformes; Scombridae. Gene Ontology annotation, molecular function: pseudouridylate synthase activity; kinase activity. The transcript has 19 exons. The coding region runs from base 108 to 2312 and encodes 734 amino acids. The record is from RefSeq and is a predicted model, not a curated record.
ACAAUACAGAUCCAAGCUUGGGAAUUUGGGUGUCAGUGUGGGAGAGUAGCCCCAGAAGGGGAGGGUGGUGGGAAUUUGAAGUAACUGGAGCAAAGAAAAUCUUCACAAUGGCUGAAUUGGACUUGUGCCUUGCAGUGACAGAAAACACACUGCAGGGUUUGAUGCAACUGGGGAGCCUGUUUGAUUUUUCCUUCAAAAAACUGAGGUUUCCUUUGAAAUCUGAAGAAAAUGAUGAAGAAAGCCUCUGCGCUCAUGUUAGGCCGAGGAAUUUCAACAUUUCAAAGCAAAUUGUGCAAAAAUGCUUCUUCAGAGUUCAUCCAUCUGUAUCACAGGCGUUGGCAGAAAACAGACCAGUGGUUGCGCUCGAGAGCACUAUUAUCACUCAUGGCAUGCCCUAUCCUCACAACCUGAGCACAGCAAAGGAGGUGGAGGCCAUUGUGCGAGCUGAAGAAGCCAUUCCUGCCACGGUUGGAGUGAUUGACGGCAAAGUCCACGUUGGUCUGUCGUCAGAGGAGCUUGACUACCUCGCCCGCUACAAGAGCUCCAUGAAGGUGUCCCGUCGUGAUCUGCCCUACGUCAUUAGCAAAGGGUUGUCUGGAGGAACGACUGUGUCAGCCACUAUGAUAGCAGCACACAGAGCUGGCAUCCCUGUGUUUGUCACAGGUGGCAUUGGAGGAGUUCACAGAGAUGGAGAGAACAGUCUAGAUAUCAGUGCAGAUCUAACAGAGCUGGGCAGGACUCCCAUCACUGUGGUCUCUGCUGGGGUUAAGUCUAUUCUCGACAUCGGUCGCACCCUGGAGUUCCUUGAGACGCAGGGUGUCUGUGUCGCCACUUAUGGAACAUCAAAGAGUUUCCCAGCCUUCUUCUCUCCUCAAAGUGGAUUCACUUCCCCGUAUCAAGUGUGCAACCCCGAAGAGGCUGCAAAACUCAUCUCCAGCACUCUAUCACUGGGCCUCCAAAGCGGUAUCCUGUUAGCUGUACCCAUACCAGAGGAGCAUGCAGCAGCAGGCCAGCAGAUCGAAGAAGCGAUACAGACUGCAGUGACAGAGGCAAGUGCUAAAGGCAUCACGGGAAGAGAUGUGACGCCGUUUAUUCUUCAAAAGGUCAAUGAGCUGACAGAUGGAAAGUCCCUUCAGGCCAACAUUGCUCUCAUUCGUAACAAUACUAAAGUUGGCAGUCAGAUAGCCUGCGCACUGUCAAAGCAGACAAAUAAGAGAAAAUUAAGAAGCACACUUGAUCAUGGAAAAAAAUCUGAAUCAGAUAUUGUUGUCGUAGGGGGAAUAAAUGUGGAUUUUAUUGCCAAAGGAAAAACAAAAACACUUCUUUUUGGACAGACAAACGCAGGAAGUGUCUGUCAGUCAUUUGGCGGUGUAGGGCGGAACAUUGCUGACUCUCUGAGUCGUCUAGGCCAUAAACCCCUGUUCAUCUCUGCCACUGGAGCUGAUUCACACAGUGAUGCUGUGUUAAACUACUGUAAACAUAUGAACACAAGUGGCGUGGCAAGGCUACAAGAUCAACAUACAGCUACUUACUGUGCUGUCAUCACUGAAAGUGGAGAACUGAGUCUUGGACUGGGUGACAUGGAUGUUCAUCAGCAAAUCACAGAGCACUAUGUGUCACAGUUUGAGAAGCAGCUGUCAUCAGCCACUCUUGUGUGUCUCGAUGGAAACAUCCCCACCUCCACUAUAGACUAUGUUUGUUCUGUUGCCAAAAAGUACAACAUUAACGUUUGGUAUGAGCCAACAGAUUCAGAAAAGGCCUGUAAGCCUUUCCUGUCAGACGCCUGGAAGUCGCUGUCCUACUCAUCCCCAAACUUGGCAGAGCUGUGCACCAUGAACCAAACAUUGGGCAUCCAAACACCUGAAGUGCUUCCGAGUUCCCUCGAGGAGGUGCUGAGUGUUGCUGUGGCUCUCUCACGCCCCCUUCUGGAGCAUCUCCAUUGUCUGGUGGUCACUCUGGGAGCUCAUGGAGUCCUGCUGUGUGGAGAGCAUGAUUCAGGCUCAGUCAACCUGCAGCCAAGAAAAGAGAAGAAGAUGAGGAAGCUUUGUGCGAACCACUACCCAGCGCUGACUGUAACUGCAGAAGAGACAAUGAAUGUCUCAGGAGCAGGAGACAGUCUUGCAGGUGCCUUGAUAGCAGGGAUUCUCCAGGGCCAAAAGACUGACAGCUGUGUCAGGAUGGGGCUCCUGGCUGCACGGUUGUCCCUGGCAUCUCCACACCCCAUCAACCCCAUGCUUACCUUAGCCUCUGUGGAUCCCAGUGAUAUCCAGACUCAGAACUGGCCCAAACCGAGCUUCAUGUGGAUUGAUUAAAAAUAUGUUUUAGCUGUUAAACAUUAUUGGAGAUAUGUGUGAAGAUUUGGUUGGUCAUGGAUUGGUUUGUGUAAUAUAUUUUUGCAGUAUUCUAUAAUUUUUUUAAGAUUUAUGAUUGGAUUUUGAAACCUUUUUACAAUAUAUGACAGAAAAUGAAAAUGAGAAGAUAUCAAAUUUUCCAAAAUCUUACUUCAUAUAUUAUGUUGUUCUAUAAUAAUUUAUAUCAUGCAAAACAAAUUAUAAAUUAAUCACUUUUCCCU